Pocillopora meandrina is the source of this 2326-nucleotide messenger RNA. Lineage: Eukaryota; Metazoa; Cnidaria; Anthozoa; Scleractinia; Pocilloporidae. The record is from the annotation of a GenBank genome assembly.
CGAGGAAGAACUCAUUCUGUCAUAGUGUUUUUAUGGGAAGUUAUUUCUGAAACAGGGAGACAAUGUAAUUUUGAAAUGCAUCAAGGAAACGCACCUUUUCCAUCAAGGAAAAGAUUUCUGUAAGAGGACCAUUCCAUUCUUACGAAAGCAGCUCUUCACAAAAGUUUUGGGACACAAAAAUUGUUUUAUAUGAAAUAAACGCGUUCCUUUGGAGAGGGGAUUGGUUACGAAGUUGUCACAACGUGUUAGAGAGAAGGAGAAGCAGUUAGAUCGUUAGAUUGUGAGAGUGGAGAGUUGAAAUGGGUCGUAGAAGAUCCAAGCGAAAGCCAGCUCCUAAAAGAAGACAGGAUCCACUGGACAAGCAAUUUAACUGUCCCUUUUGUAAUCACGAGAAGUCUUGCGAAGUAAGAAUGUAAGUUUGGUGCCCAGACAAAACAGGACAAUCACCAUUGAUUGCUGCGCUCAAAUUUGGGUUCUUUUGAAGGAACGUUCGCAUUUGAUUGCGAGUCUCUUUGUAGCUUUACGUUAAUUUUUUUUUUAGUAGCUCCUACUAGUAUUUGUAGUAUUAUUUCUACGUGUUGACAGUGAAGUGUGCUAACAAGUUUUUACUGUUUCAACCCGUGGUGUUGAGAGAGGUCUUCACCAUAAGAUUUCGUGUGUAGAUUUUGGGAUUUGGAACUUCUGGUUGUAAAAUUCAGAUGAAAAUCUCUGGCUUUUUAACAGAGAUACCCUAAUCUUCCCAUUAAUUCUGAAAGAUUUCCUUCUCUUGUUCCCAACCAGUGACUAAAGUUGAUUAUGUUACAAUUGUGUACGUGUGAAAGAAGUUAUUUUUCUGUCUUCCAUCAGGGAUCGGGUUCGUAAUACUGGACAUAUAUCCUGUCGGGUUUGUUUAGAAGAUUUUCAGACAUCUAUUACUUGUAUCCUUGCUAUACACAAUUAUUUUAACAGCUGUAAAACAAAACCAGUGUAGCCAAGUAUUUUACAGGAGUAGUGGAGUGUGAAUCUGGUAGUUACAAUAUACAACCUUGCCACUCUUUAGACUUAUUCUUAGUUGUUUCAAGUUCAACCUUUUGGCCAAACUUCAGAACUAGACUUUUAACUGGGUAGUUUAAUAUUAUCAACUGGGUUGAUAACAUAAAUUGGCUACUGUAAAGAGUUUGAAAGCUGAUGUUUUGAGCAUUAGCCUAUUGUCAGAGCUCUCUAGAAAGCAGCAUGUGGGAUUUUCCAAUUUGAUCAGUAAAGAUACUAUGUACAUGUUACUUUGGAUGGAGACCCACCUUAAACAUGUGCAAAAUCAUUUUGUGACUCUUUUGUAAUGCUGCGUACAGUGGCAUCUGUCCUCUCUGAAACUUUAAUUUCAGGGUCACAAGUUUGGCCUUGGCUGAAAAAGUACUAAUAACCUUGUUUCAGACUUUCCAAUUAAAGAGCUACUAAAAACUAAUUUCUCCAUAAAACAUUGCCAUGCAUAGAGGUAACAACAAGAAGAAAAUAUCAAACAAGGGGUUAUUGUUUAAUUCAACACCAACUUCUUUUGAGCUUAACUAAUCACAAGAAAAGUAUGGCAGACAGUCAUGAGAAUUGUUUUUGAGGUCCUGGGACUAGAAAAGAUCAUCAACCUCUUCUGAAGGGAGACCUCUCAUUGAAGGCACUUGUCUCUGUAUCUUUUCCUAGUCAUCUUCCCCUAAACCAACUAGAUUAGUUUUUACAUUUUGAAAUUAUUUGUUUUUCCAGUUUGAAGUGUGACUUCCAAUGAUUUAUAAAUCAUGAAGAGUGAUUUUCCUUAAUAGUUCGGAAGAUCUUUCAGAGCCAGUGGAUGUAUACAGUGACUGGAUCGAUGCCUGUGAAAGUGCCAACCAGUAGACAUGUAUCAUAACCAUUUGUGCAAUCAAAUUGAACUUCUUACAUGUCAUUCUGUGGUUUGUGAAGUGAAAAGUUGAUUGGAAUACAGGAAGAAAGUGGAAAUUAAUGGAUCUUAACUGAAGUGGAAAAAGGAGACGUGUCAAGCCAUAAGGAGAAAGUUGUCUGAAGAUGUGUAUUAUACUUCAAUUGAAACAACUCCAUCAAAUCAGACAUUUCUGUAAAUAUUGUACAAAGUUCCCAAAUUCUUGUAAGUCCUCUUUAUAUGAAAAUUUCUCUAUAACUGAUAAUACGGUAAUAUUCAAUUUGUUGUUAAUAGCAAUCUGCAGUUAUUCUGUUUUCGUUUUACUACUCUCUUUAACCAGUCUAAAAAACUCACUUCACUAUUUUGGUUAAUUAGAGUAAAAAAAGUGAUACCAUUCACAAUCACAUAAAUUUUACAAUUAAGUCUGAGCCUCUUCUUAUGGAG